Messenger RNA from Xyrichtys novacula (pearly razorfish), 8656 nucleotides. The record is from the annotation of a GenBank genome assembly. NCBI's taxonomy places the organism in Eukaryota, Metazoa, Chordata, Actinopteri, Labriformes, Labridae.
CUGCUGAUUUGGAUGUUGCGUUUGUUUUAGAUCCACAGGGAAACCCCCGCCGCGCGCCUCCGCCUCUUUCUCUCAUUUAUAACCGAUCAGGAGUGUGGAAAUCUGCCACUAAGUCCGCACAGACUGGGGUAGUCACUCAUUCUGCUCAGUGGCUGAUCAGCAGUUUUUUAACUCUUUUAUUUACUAGCUAUUCCGGACGCGCAUUCAGCAUGACGCGCAUCGCUCCUCUUCUCAUCCUCAUCUUCACAUCAUCCCUCCUGAGAUGUUCGGCUGCAGAAGCCUCGAUCCUCUGCACCUGGACCAGAAUCCUCCCCAACGAGGUAGUGCACUACACUUUCCUCCGGAGUGACCCCCUGAAGGCCCCCCAGUCCAUGCGGCUCUAUAACAGCGCUUGGUCCGGGCGCAUUCUGCUCAACUGCGCCUGGAGCGAUCACGCAGCGGUGGUGCAGAACUACUUCUCCCUGUGCCAGGAGCGCACGCACGAGUUCGUCGAUGACCCAGAUGAGAACUUCAACGUGGACGUCAUGUUUGAGGCGGAUGACACGUGCGUCUCCGUGGAUACUCCAGAUGCCGGUGGGAGCGUGGCGAAGAGGUCAGUGAGGAGCGUGGGUGGUUCACCGGCAGCAGGGUCAGAGGUCAGAACCCAUCAGCGUGUGAAGCGAGGAUUCAUUGUACCGGGGACCCUCUGGUGUGGCUCGGGGAAUAAGGCACCAUCAUAUUCAGACCUGGGUAUGUUGUUGUUUCUGUACUUCAUAUUAAAUUUAGAAACAUCAGAGGGGUCUACAGAUAGGUGAGAGUUUAAGAAGAUGGAAGAAUCCAGAUUAAAAUAAACCAGUCACUUUUCACCCCGUGAUUUGUGCAGCAAAAUACUUUAAAUUCCUAUUUCCCAAAACCCUGGAUUAGGGGUCACAAGACACUGAAUUCAGUUUUAAGGAGCUAAUCUGAAGCUGCAUUUUAGAGAGAAUUAUCCAAAAGUUCAUUCAGACUUUUAUAAAGUUGGGUUAAAGCGGUUAAAUAAACACAGUGCAGACUAAGACAUCCCAAAUAUCAGGGUGUGUUAUCUGUUUAUGCAGCACAGGUAUAUAUCAGGUUAAUAGAAAUUUGUUUAGACUGACUUUUAAUAAGAAGAAAUAAUUUCAAUCAAUCAAUCAAUCAACUUUAUUUCUAUAGCACAUUUUAAAAUAACCACAAGGGUAGUCAAAGUGCUGUACAAUGAUACAUAAAACAAAUAACACAAAGAGCAAGAUAAAGUGAGCAGAAAUACAUUAAUGCAAGGGGAUAAAUAAGUAAAUAAAUAAGCAGGCUCACGGCAGGUGCUAAAAUGAUAAAAAACAAAGUAACACUAAAAAGUAUCAAAAGCCAAGGAGUAAAAGUGUGUUUUUAAAAGGGAUUUAAAAACAGGAAAUGAGGAGGCCUGUCUAAUAUUCAAGGGCAACUCGUUCCAGAGCUUCGGGGCAGCAGCAGCAAACGCUCUGUCCCCUCUGAGCUUCAGCCUUGUAUAUGGGACCGUCAGUAGCAGCUGAUCGGCUGAUCUUAAGGGUCGGGGUGGGCAGUAAGGCUGGAGCAUUUCAGAAAUGUAAGGUGGAGCAAGAUUGUUCAGGCUUUAUGUGUUAUGCAGUUUAGAAAACCUGCCAGGGUCGAUUUUCUCCUGCAUCAGAAUUGAUUUAUGUAAAGGCUAUUCAAAGUAUUUCCCAAAAGUUUACACCAUAUUUAUAUUAUACAUAUUUAUAUAUGCAUUUUUCUUCCUCUCUUUAGCAUUUAAAGGUGGGGUAGGCAGGAUCUAAGGAAGUUCCAGUUUUUAGGAGAAAUCUUGAACAUAAACUCUACCCUUCCUAACCAGUUUUCCCCUCAGCUCCUUCUCUCCCCUCCCUCUCUGCUCCAGCAAGCCCCGCCCACAAACAGACGCUCCUGCUCACUCAUAUCAUUCCAAUUAAAUUCCGACAUAAUGCAGAUAAAAACUGAAAAAGAGGACACAGAACAUUACAAAUGGGGCCCAGUCCCAGACCUCAGGCCAGUCCAUUACGGUAGUCAACGGACUACCAGCAAACACAAUGUUUGCAGGAUUUCUACAACUACGAUAAAGUGACAUAGUCCAGGUAAACAAUUUAGUGGCGCUACAACAAGCAGCAGGUCCCGUUUGACAAGAAACACCUCUGUUACAGACACUUGGCUUACUUUGUUAAAGCGGUUUACCUGUUCAGCAGAAAGGUUACAGGGUCACGAAGAUCCUGAAGCGUCCCCCAUCAUUGUUGACCUGGCUUUUUAGCUCUUGUCCGGUCUACCUCCUUUUUAAGCGCCCAUUAUUCCGCCAGUGUCUCCGGUAUUUACUUAGUUUUCUUGCUUGUGUUGGCAGUUGUGGCCAAAGGAGGAUUCAGACAUUUUUCUGUACUUUCUGGUUGGUUUCUACUGACCGAUAUUGUAACACGCUAAGUUUGUUUGGGCUUGUGAACGACACAGGGGAGCAGCGUCUGCCUCACAAACAAUCAGGUUGAGGGAGGUGGAGAAUGGCUUUGUUUACAGUUAGAAAGAGCGUAGCACUCAAAAAAUUUAAAAUGUUGACAACACAGACAUAACAAAACAUAGUGAUAUUGUUAUGUUACCAAAUGUCAUCAUUAACCAAUUGCCAUUGACUAAAAUUAAAAGCUUAUUUGCAUAUACACCACAAAAAAAAGAUGCUUCUUUAAGGGAUUCCUGCCUACCCCACCUUUAAAGGGUCUUAGCUGCUUCUCGUCUUCCUGCUGCAAUUCGAAAAACUUAGUGGUGGGAAUGUGUAUUGCAUGAUCAGUUUUUAAGAUGAUGUCUCUGCUGUGAACCAAAAAUCAGCCUGUUAGUUUCAAAGUAAAGUCAAUAUAAAUGUGUCAUAAAAUGCAUUCUGGCAAUGGCCAGCAGGGGGCCACUUCAGGGUUUGUAAGCACUGGCUGAAUAUAGAAUGAAAAACCCAGCUUCCUACUGUGCCGGUGCAGAAACGACCUGAAUCUAGCGUCCCGCUCUGUAUGCAAACCAAAACACGCCUCUAACUUACCAAAGGGUGUCAAAGAUCCCUCAGGUAGGUCCACAGCAGACAAGAUUCUUGUACUGAUCUCAAGAUUCUUAUGGCUAAGGAAAAUUCAACGAUUCCACCACAUCUGUGUUUGGUCUGUCUUGGCCUUGAUAAUAUUGUCUUAAGUUUUUUGACAACAUAUUUGCUUCCAGAAAUCUGAGCCCUCUGCUGCAAAUGUGCUAAACCAGAUCUAAGAUGAGGGAGGCAGGGUUUAUGGGCUAUAUUGUAGUCGGCCAGUAGGGGGAGCUCUAAGUCUUUUGGCUCUACAGUCAGUGACGACUUAUGUAUGGUCCAUAUUCCCUUCACAGACUUUUCACAGAAAGAAGACGUUGCCUCUCGGUUUUGAAGUCUCUGUGGUGUUCCUUGAAUGUGUGUUCUAGUAUUGACCAACAGGUGGCUACAUGCACUGCAAGAAUCAAUCUGAUUAUGUAAAAGUAUCUGUGAAAAUUAGACCCGUUUCUCCCAUCUAAUACCUCUUGGGAGUAUAUUUGAAGACCAAAAGGAAUACAUGUAGGAAAAGUUUGGCCCUAAUGCUUUUGUCCAACUGGAGGAGCAGGAGAGGAUGAGAAGGUCAGGAUCUUAAUCUCAUCUCAAGUCUCAUUCUGUCCGUCCGUCUCAUCUCUUGCAGGAGUGUUUGCGGACACAGACAGCUGCUGUCGUGAACACGACCAGUGCAAAGACACCAUCCUGUCCUUCCACUCAAAGUUCGGCAUCUUCAACAGCAACAUUUUCACUAUGUCCCACUGCGACUGUGACAACAAGUAGGAAUCUGAGUUUCUACCUUUUCUAACGGACACCCGGUUUACAAAAAUCUUUUUUUUAAGAUGACGUUUGUUUCAGGUUUCGCAGAUGUCUGAUGGAGGCCAAUGACAGCAUCUCUGACGUUGUCGGAUACACCUUCUUUAACCUGCUGAAGAUGCACUGCUUCGAGUUCUCCCACAGACUCCAGUGUACACAGAGGAACUGGUUUGGCAUGUACGACAUCUUGUCAUUUACCUGUUUCUUUAUUUUGAUCUUUUACUGAAUCUGCCUCUGAGCUGCAGACUUUUAGGAGAUGUUAUAAUCAAAACCAUUUCACAGUUUUAAUUCUGCAGCGAUCAGAUGAGGAUGCUCUCACUAGCUCUGCUGCCUGUGCACUGAUUACAGGACAAGAUGCUAACCCUAAAGAAGCGGUGGUUUCCUCAUCCUAAUUUGAUUCACUGUCACUCCUCAUGUCUCGCAGGUGUAAAGAAAGUAAACUGGCUCUGUAUGCUGACGUCCAUCCACCUAUACACUAUGAGUCCUCAAACCCAGUUGGUAUGAACAGCUCCAUCCUCAACACCACCAUCCCCAAAGAGCUGCUGGAAAGCAGCACGUCACACCCGCAGCUCCCCUCCAUCACUGCUGCAGCAUCAACACUUCCACCUUUAACAAGCUCCCCCUCAGAUGAUAACUCCAUAAUGGUCACGAGAAGACCCACGGCAUCAGAACCAGACCAUCCACGGAGCAAAAACCAGACCCUGUCUCACCUGGACGAUGGUAUCACAGGUACUCUACACUUCUCCUUCAUUCAUUUCACAGCUUCAUCAAACAAACUGCACGUUCACACCACUCCUCCUUUUCUUCUCUAGUGAACCAGGUGUCGUGUGCUGUGUACAAGGAUCUGGACGACUGCAGGAACAAGAUCCUUCCCCAGCAGAAGAGAUUUGGACUCCACAACCUGGAGACGAGGACGCUGUACCACUGCAACUGUACAUCCAGGUGAGGCUACAAACUAAGCACAGAGAAAGCUUUUCAGUCUUUGAUGUCCAAACCUGCUGACUUAUGAUUUAAUUCAGAUGAGUGACACCCACAGAUGUCUCAAAUCCAGACGUUCAAAUAUGACUUGUCAGGAUGUAAACAGUGAUGAGACAUGCUGCACAUGUAUCUACAGAGAAUGUUAAAAUUUCAGGUGUAAAAAAAGUGUAUUUUAAAGUCUGAAAUAAAAUUGCAGCUCUAGCGACAUUUAAGAAAAGCUUUAGUUACUUUUUAUCAGUCAUCUCAGUUGGAUUUUAAAUUAAAACAUUUAGUUAAUACAGUUUUACUCCAGUAAGGAGCUUCUAUGGGGCCCCCGUAGGCCCAAAAAUAAUAGUUUUUAUUUUUAUUUUGUGCACACAUGAAAAGACCUUGUUUACAUGAUGUGAUCAUCUUGUUUUGUGCACAAGAUAAUGUCUCAUGCACAUGAUGUCAAAUUGUGCAGACAGUAUAGUUACCCUGCAGGAACAAGUGACUAUCUUGUCUGCACAUGCAUGCAUUCAUCUUGCUCAUCCUCUGCACAGGAUAUCAUAUGGUGCAGACAGUCUAGUGAUCUUGUGGGAUUAAGUUGUCGGCUUGUUUGCACAAUACAGUUAUCUUUUGCACGCAAGAUAAUCAUCCUGUUGACACAAUAUUUUAAUUUUUGUGCACAAAAUAAUUAGAUACACACAUAAUUUUGUAAGAUAUAGUUUGCAAAUGUUUUCAUGUUGUGUACAAGAUUAAAAAAGAGUGAUUUUGGCGCCCCUUGUGGUCAAAGCAAUAACUCCUUGUUUGUCUGUGUCCAGUGCAUAUGUUUGUUUGGUUUACUUAUGUAGGUCAUGGAAAGGCAUCAGAUAUUAUUUUAAGCCUGUUUCAUCAAAAACUCCUCACUGGAGCUUUAAAAAAUAUUUAAAAGUCUAUUCAAACAUUUAUGUUUACAAAAAUUUCGAUCAUUUUGACUUCAUGAAAUGUCAUGUCUGUUUGUGAAAACCUCUAGAAACUCCCACUCUGAUACUCGAAAGCCUCGCUGACUGACUGACUGCAUGUUUAAAGGGCGUGCUGUCACACCAUGUCUAGUUUACACAACCUCCAAAAGUAAAUAAUACUAUACGGACAGUAUAUACAGACGCUGUGAUAAUGGUGCACUCACCUUUGUUUCUGUCUGCACCAAGGAGUACACAUGGUGUGAUGUUUCAUAACACAGAAGUAGGCCGACAGCGGUGUACACAUACUGUACAUCCAGGCUAACAUGGUUACAUAAGGUACUCUGGAUCUGGACAGCGGUGAUUUUACAGCCUUGGACGUUGUCAUAACCUCCUGUCUGCACACUUGGCCUCUUUCUGGUUUUCUUUUCACUUGGCUGGUUCAGUCAUCGGUGGUAUUUGUUUUUUUUUUGGCGCGUCUGAGUCUCUCAUGUGUUUGUCUGUCCUGCCAGGUUAUUCCAGACUUUGGCUGAACAGAGAAAACUGACCCAAGUGCAGACGCUUCUUCUGGGACAUGUCUCCAAAUCCUGCUUCCUAACACAGGACUGCACAGAUGAUAACAUGUAAGUAAACGAACACAGAGGAUUCACUUUUGACCACUUUUUGUUUUUAUGUUAUUGCUUUAAGCAGGGUGGAAUAAGUUAAAGGAUCUUCAACAUAAACAGAAAAACAAAUAUUUUAAUGUCAAAAUACUUCAUUUGAGACCCGCUUUCCAAAUCCUGCUGAGUUUCAGCAAAACAGCUGAGGUAUCAGAGGCAAAAGUGCUUAUUCUGGGGUAUAAAUGUAAAUACAGAUGGAUCAAUAGCAGCUUUUCACCAUUAGAUAAUAGCUUUGGCAUCUUUGGUUGCAGUUAUCAAGUUAAGUCCAAGGGUGGUCAGCACAAGGGUCGGGUACCUUUUGUGCAAUCAUUCAUGGCAGAGGCAAAAAAAUAAAAAAUAAAGAGAAAGAUAAUAUGCAAGUAAAGAAACUAAACCUCAAACUAAACUUGAACUGCAUCACCAGACUGAGAAUUCCUGCUUCUUCUCCGUCAAACAGCUGCACAGCAGUCCUGGUGAGAGCGCCGCUUCCUCAGCAGGACAACAGAGGCAGUCGAGACAUGGAGGAGCAGCGCCAUCUACAGGCCGUCAGACUGAAGGUCAGGAGGCCAAACAACAGGAGAGCGAAGAGGAAAGACCGAGUCGUCAGGCUGCAGAAACUGUGUCUCAAGAUGAGCCGGGCUAAACACACCAAAAUGCAAAUUAGAGGGGUGUAAGACGACAAAGAGCCCGUCCAAGACUUCAUACAGAGGAGGGUUUAGAGUCUAACAUCACAUGAAUAAAGAAGACAUCAUUUUGAAAACUUUUAUAUUGCAAAAUAUUCUUAAACAUUUGAAUCUAUUUACAUAUUUUGAUUAAUUUUACUUAUUUGAGCAAUUUUUCAUCUUUUGAAGUUCGCUCUUUAUCAUAAAAACUAUUAUUUUCCCAAAUUGGUCCAAAGAUGACAAAAUACAAAACACAGAGACAACAGGAAAAAGGAAAACUGGAAAACGAUGAUGGCUAAUAAAUGUGCCAAGUCAUGUUAUAUCCCUUUAUCUUCAAGUAUUCAUCCUGUGAAUUACUGAUAAACAUUUUACUCAGUUUCGUUGGUGAUGCUGGUCCCCUUUAAUUAUUCGAGUAUCAUGAGAACAUUUUGAACUUAAGGGAUUUUGUGGGAUUCACUGUGACCAGAUACUUCCCCACUUCUCUGAGAUCCAAGCUUUCCCUUCAGGAUAACAAUCUUCAUUCACAGCAGGUGUUUUGACUCAUAGAAGCAACAGCACAAGUGGAAGUAAUAAAGAUAAUGAGACUACAUUUCAUUCAGGUGAGCCAGUUCAGGACUGCAGUACAGAUGCAGAAGACUCACACGAAUGACUCACCGCUCCGAAAAACCAUGGAGCGAUUGUUAAAGUUAUUUAUUACACCUGCGCUUAAUUUCAGUUUGACUUGAAUAACAACAUGAACUUUAGCUCAGAUGUUCACGUAUUAAUUUGGAUGAACUACAACAAGCUUUAUAAUUUGAUUAGUGCCAUCAUCUUUCGAACGAUAACAUUUCUUAUUGCAAUAUUAACUGUAACAGUAUUUUCAUUAGUUCUUUCUUUGUGUACAGAGCUAACUUAAUUUUAGCAUGUUAACAUGUUAACCCAGCUCAGUACACAAAGCUUAAACUAGAUUUGGUGUUAUGGUUUCAGCAAACUUCUGUUAGCACUUAGCUCAAUGCACCUCCACUCUACUCUAUGUUCAACUAGCCUACAUUUAUACCACAAAAAAGGUGUAUUGGGUUAAAACUAUUGUCUUUUUUUCUGGUAAAAAAAAGUCACAGCUAACAAAUCUUUUUGUAAGCCUGCAGACAUUGUGAUGAGGUUUUGGCCUCUUUGUAAAUAUUUGUACCAUGUCUUAUGAGUUUUAGACAAAUUGAUGAGAAAAAAGCCCUACAAAGGUGUAUGUAAAUACUUGUACAUAGGAGACGUGUUGAAUUAUUUGAUUUUUUUUGUGCAUAACUAUGUUAGCCUGAUGGAAUUUAAAUCAAUGAAUUGGUAUUUUGAAAAUGUGAUGAUAAAACUAACCACAUAUGACUAACUUUUUUACAAGUCAUUUUUUAAAUUUUACUUAAUGAUGGGAAAUAGAUUGUGAGGACUAAGCUAGCAGUCUUGUCUCGCCAUUUGCUAACAUUAUUUCACUACUUCUUCUAUCUUUAGUUUUUCUUUUCACAGAUUAGCAAUAAAAAUGUCUCAAUAUGUGUAAAUAGUGCUGAAAAUGUCAGUAAGACUACAAUUGUAACAUGUAUUAGUAAAACUUUAGCUGUUUUGUCUGUCAACUGUUGUUUUGUGACAAAUAAAAAUAAUAAAACAAUUUUAAAGACGGUG